AGAUUCUAAUUUCAGCAAUAUUUAGUUGCUUGUUGUCUUACUCGUCACGACUCUCUUUUCCCUUUUUCCGGUGGAAAUAAAACAAACAAAUAGGUCGCAAGUUGGAAAAUUGUGGAGGAGAACAAUCAAUUCAUCUUCUUCUCUUUCACAAAUUUCAGCAAAACUUUCCGAUUCCAUGGAAAUCGAAGUCUCUUGCUCGACUCAUGAUGCCGACAACAAAGGAAACCGCAUCGAUUUGGAUUGUAUCCGUGUCAAGCGGAAGACGUUGCAGAAUCUGCUCGAGGAUUGCCAGAGAGCUCUUCAGCUGCUAGAACUUCCCGGCGAUGAAAACGGUGGCGAACAGAGUGAAUCACCGGAGGAGGAGGAGGAGGAGGAAUCGGACAGGGAAGAGUCGUCUUCUUCCGAUCCAGGAGAUCCUGAAGCUGAUAAAUUUUAUGAUCUCAUCAAAUCUAGAGUUGAAUGUCAUGACUUUCGUGAAAAGAUAGAAUUAGCUCAAGUUUCAGUUCCCCAAGAUCUUGCUGAAGAUAGUAGCUCUUGGGACGUAGUUAGUGAAGAUGAUUUAUGGGAUGAGGAAUGUAUGGGUCAAAUGGAAGAUGAUUAUGUGGUUGUUAGAGAAGAAGAUAUAGCAGACGGUAUUGCUUGUUUCAUGGCUACAUAUUUAUCAUCCCUUAAGCAGACAAAGGAUAUAUCACCUGAUCAGCUUCAGAAAGCACUUAGCACGAUGUUUUCAGUGAAGAAGAGGAAGGGGAAGCUUCGCAAGGCAUGGGAGGGAAGUAAAGUUAUUUACAACGUUGCAUCAUGGAGCGCAACCGCGAUAGGGAUAUAUCAAAACCCGAUGAUACUGAGUAUUGCAUCCAAAGCAUUCUGGAUGUCGUGCCAGGCUAUAUCAAAGCUUGUCUGAACAAAUCUCACAUGAUGAUCAUAUAAGUCUACAAAAAGCCUUGGCAAUGUUUUAUAUCAAUUAAAUUAUCUCUGUACAAAUGUCAUUUGUUGCCUCUUCUAGUCUUCUCUCUGUGUGUGUUAUGCUCCUCUCUUUUCCAUUGUAUUCUCAACAUGCAAUUUUAGUGAUUGAUUUGAUCUUAAUUUGAUAUGGCAGCAUGUUAUGAAGUCA
This is a messenger RNA of Arabidopsis lyrata subsp. lyrata, 1111 nucleotides long. RefSeq lists its product as uncharacterized. NCBI's taxonomy places the organism in Eukaryota, Viridiplantae, Streptophyta, Magnoliopsida, Brassicales, Brassicaceae. The coding region runs from base 176 to 901 and encodes 241 amino acids. The record is from RefSeq and is a predicted model, not a curated record. The transcript is spliced from 6 exons.